Messenger RNA from Anastrepha obliqua, 1677 nucleotides. It is a transcript of the gene Amnionless, whose product is annotated as protein amnionless. The transcript has a single exon. NCBI's taxonomy places the organism in Eukaryota, Metazoa, Arthropoda, Insecta, Diptera, Tephritidae. The coding region runs from base 1 to 1620 and encodes 539 amino acids. The record is from RefSeq and is a predicted model, not a curated record. Gene Ontology annotation, biological process: receptor-mediated endocytosis; intracellular protein localization. Gene Ontology annotation, cellular component: endocytic vesicle; apical plasma membrane.
AUGAAAAUAAUUAUUCUAAAACUAUUUAUGCUAUUGAUAGCCGCCUCGGAGAGCGCCAGCAACAAGAGACUUCUUGGAAAUCCUGGCUUCGAUAGCGCUGACGCCUGGGAAUCUGGGUAUCUGCCUUGCGCUCUUGAAGAAAUCAUUUUCCCAGAAACCUAUCCAGCUGUGCUGCCACUUCCAGCCAAAGUAGACAUAAGUGGAUUUGUAUUGCCACGCGACGGUGCCAUUCUACUCAACGAUGAGUCAACUAUCACGUUUGGCGGAGAAUUGCAGCAGCGAGAAUGUGAAAAUGGACGCAGUCGCCGUGCGUAUUUGAAAACUCCCAUAACAAGGAAGUGGUAUGAUCCAAGCAGCUGGGUAAGUCCUUCGCAGGACGUCCAAAAUACCGCCACACCUCACUUCGAACGUGUGCCGUGCGACAAUGAGACCGUUGUAAUGCCGCGUACUGGACCGAUUUCCGUUGAUUUAGAGAAUUUCGCUUAUUUAAGGAUGGGUCAUCUGAAUUUGGCAGGUUCACUGAUAUCGAGUAACUACUUGAAUUAUUUAUUACAUACUGAUAUUGGGCAGCUGCUGUUCAAAAACAGUCUGGAUACAACGGCUCAGUACUAUCACCAAGAUACCUGCGGUUGUCACAUGGAUUCGUUAAUGUUCUCUGAGCCCAUUUGUAAGAAUGUGCUUGAAACGUGCGAGCGACCGCAUUGUCUAGUGCCGGUAACGCCCCUUGCCAGCUGCUGUCCGAUUUGUGGUUCUGUAUUGUCCUUCAAAAUGGAGUACUGCAGCGAGAUGAAUUUAAAUAAGUUGCGCAAAGUGAUUGCAGGUGCUAUUAAGGAGCAGGAACUCACGGCCGAUUUGGAUUAUCACAUUAACUACGUAAACGCGGAACCAUAUGGACAUUUUUUGGAGGCGAUUAUCGUCGAUCGCAAUGGGUACAGCGAAAAAAGCGUGAAGUUUGUAACGCAAUUAAAUGCAAGCAACGAAUGGAAAAAACUUUUCGAAGAGCCACACCAAUUAGAAAUUAUAAUAUCUGGUCGCCCGUACAAUCCGAACAUAACAAUUGGCUCCAUGCUGCUCAUCAUUCUAUGUCUGAUGUUUGUCUCGGUGGUUGCGCUGGUGAUUUUCGCACACUAUGCGCCCGAUCAUCGUUAUCUGCGCUACGUGCCACAGUGGGUUUAUGAUCCCCGUCGAUGGCGUGCAUUCCUGCUACGGUCCACCGUAAUGUUUGCGCGCUUUGAUAAUGUUACAUCUGGUGGUGUAGAGGCAGACGUGACAGAUGGCAUCGUUAUGGGUUACGAUGCCGAAAGCGGGCAGGUGAGAGAGCGCGCCUUCGACAAUCCGAUGUUUGGCGAGAAACUUACAAAUACUGGUGAAGCGAAAUCCUCAACCUCUUCUGGCGUAUCACCUGGGACCACUUCAACAACGGCUGUCAUUUCUGUUGGCUUGCCAAAAGCUAAAGAACAAAAGGUGGCAAUGAAGUCAAGUGGUAAUAAAUUAGAAAGUGUAACACUGGUCGAUGCCAUGGAAGGUAGUGACGUCGAGGAGGAACAAGAAUUGGCGGAGAUUACACUUGAGGACUCAUCGGGCGGCGAUAGUGACGAGGAGGAGGAAACAAAGGAGUAGCGAAACGAACAUUUUAAAAUAUAUUUAUAUGUAUGCAUGUCAUAAAUGAGGCCAGCG